This is a messenger RNA of Corticium candelabrum, 1119 nucleotides long. RefSeq lists its product as uncharacterized. NCBI's taxonomy places the organism in Eukaryota, Metazoa, Porifera, Homoscleromorpha, Homosclerophorida, Plakinidae. The record is from RefSeq and is a predicted model, not a curated record. The coding region runs from base 1 to 1119 and encodes 372 amino acids. The transcript has 2 exons.
AUGUUGAAUGACACUAGCAGUCAAGAGUCUCAACAAUUUACGAUACUGAACAUGAUUGGAAACCUGUCACCGGGAAAGUUUAAGAAAUUGGUGUCAGUAUUAAACCAACGUACGUGCAGUGAAUCCCUGGGGGACUGCUCUGUGUCUCCAUCAUCAAUGAAGCUUGUUAGCUAUGAAGGAUCUCCUAUUAAAGUGAUAGGAGAAAUCCAUAUUCCAGUCCAGUGUGGAAAGCACAAACUAGGUGGAUUUCCUUUCUACGUGACAUCCUCUGGAGCUAACAUUAUGGGAGUGGAUCUUUUUUAUGCAUUGGGGUUUCAAAUAGUUCAAGACGAUCUGACUCAAAGAAAAGAGCCUAUCCUGCAAGUGGUAUCAAAAUGGCAGAGUGAAUGGCCUAGCCUUUUUACGGGCUUAGGAUGUGUCAAGGAAUUUGCUCAUCAGCCCAUGAUCAACCCAGACGUUAAACCAGUGGUGCAAUCUUUACGCCGAAUUCCUCUGGCGUUGCGUGACGAGGUUUUGCUAGAGUUGAAGCGAUUGGAAUCAGAGGGUAUCAUUGAGAAAGUGGAGUCGUCUCCCUCGGUGUCAAAUUUAGUAGUCGUAAGAAAGAAAUGUGGAGGGAUUCACUUAUGUGUCGAUCUUCGUCAAGCAAAUAAAGCUGUUGUUCCACAGAAAUAUGCAUUAUCUACUGUUGAAGAGAUAGCUGCGGAGUUCUAUGGUUCGGCCAUCUUUACUAAAUUGGACUUGAAGCAAGAAUAUCUACAGGUGCCUUUGAUGAAAGACAGUCGCAAUCUUACAGCUUUUGUGAGUCAUGAUGGAGUAUAUCGGUUUCGUCGAAUGCCAUUUGGUUUGUCAUCCGUACCAAGUGCUUUUCAACAGAUGAUGGCAACCAUCAUGUCUGGAAUCAAGGGAGCAUCGGUAUUUAUGGAUGAUAUUGUUGUCCAUGGUCCUACACAAGAGUCUCACGAUCAUCGACUAAAGCAGGUGUUACAGAAACUGACCGACCACAAGUUGACCUUGAAUGAAGACAAGUGCAUGUUUUCUAAGCGACAAGUGGAGUUUCUGGGGUAUGUCAUCUCGGCACAUGGAAUAAUGACACAACGAUCAAACGUGAAAGCCAUAUAG